Molecule: messenger RNA, 5894 nt
Organism: Chara braunii
Lineage: Eukaryota; Viridiplantae; Streptophyta; Charophyceae; Charales; Characeae
Source: the annotation of a GenBank genome assembly
GUGGUCGGGUUUUGGUCAAAUUGGGAUGAAUCCAAAUUUGCCCCAAGUACAAGGAACUAGGUCGGGACCAUCACAAGGGCAAGGAGCAAAUGAGGGUCAGCCACAACAUGCUCUGCCACCCCAGGGGAACCAAGGUCAAAAUCAAUUUCAAGGACAAGGACAUGGUCAAGGACAUGGUAGGAGUAAAAAUAGAGGAAGAGGAAAUGACCAUGGAGGAAGAGGAUUCGAAGGAUGAGGAAAUGGCGGACAAGGAGGGAAUUGGGGACCUUAGGGAGGUGCUCAGUCUGGGAAUUACAAUCAAACUGACUGAUGAUCCAGUAACAAUUGAGGCUGAAACGAAGCAGGUAGAUCAGCACCUGCUGACAAUGGGGAGAGUACACUGUCUUGUCAACUCACUCCUGCAAGUUCAGGCUGAAAAUGAAGGAGAGAUAGUAAAGGCGGACGAGGUAGUGCUGGGGGAUGAUCUCGAGUUUGAUGAGGAUAUGAAAGGAGAAGAGUUUGAACAAGGGGUAAUCUCAGAAGAUUUCCAAGAAAAAGAAUAUGAUGGGUUCCAUCUAGAAAUGAGACUUCUUCCCUCCGGGGAUAAGCGAGAAAGGGAUGUUAGUAAAAAGACUCUUCGUAUGAGAGAUCACUACAUGGUAAGGGAAAACCAUCUCUUCAUCAGGGAUAAAAGAGGACCUCCCAGGAGAGUCAUUUGUGGAAGGAAUCGACAGAUCAAUGUCAUAGCAGCUCUUCAUGACGGACCCGUAGGUGGUCACAAAAGUUUUGCCACUACCAUCAAGAAGGUGACCGAACUGUACUUUGGGAAGAUACAAGGAACCUCUACAUCCAAGGUAUAUCAAGGAUGUGGGGGUAGUGAUCUACCUGGAUCUCUUGACAUGCCAUUGGGACUUGGAGGUUAUAAUUAUAUCUUUGAUGCCCGAGAUAAUCUUACAGGAUUUGUUGAUGGAAAGGUCAUCCGGGCCAAGACUGGAGCAGUCUUGGCUGAAUGCAUCAAAGAGUACUACCUCCGAUAUCCUUUCGUAAAGAAAUUUACAAUGGACAUGGGAUCUGAAUUUACGUGUGGGGAAGUGAAGGAGUUGCUAAACGAGCUUGGAGUUAGUGCCAAGUAUACGACCAGGGCGCAUCCUCAGGCAAACGCAACAGUUGAAAGGGAACACAGUACUAUCACUAACUUGCUGGCAAAGUGGACAGCUGGGAGGCCUAACCUGUGGCCGAAGUUCCUGCGAACAGUGUUUUUUGUCGAGAACAUCACAGUCAAAAGAACCACAGGUUAUGCCCCUGCAACCUUGUGGUAUGAAAGGCAUGCAACGUUUCCGAUAGAAAGUUUCUUAAAGACGUGGCGAAGAAAGGAUCUUGAGAACGAUAUGCCUCUGGAGGAGUUACUUGACAUCAGAGCUAGGCAAGUCAGUAUCAUUGAAGAAAGGAUUCAAGAAGCACUGACGACAGUGACUGACAGUCGUGGGAAGGACAAAGAAAUAUGGGAUAGAUCUCCGCGUGUACGAGAAAAACCAUUGGAGAUCGGAGAUAUAGUACUGUUAUACGACUCCUCAUUUGAAAAGCAAUGGUUAAGGAAAUUGGACAAAAGAUGGUUGGGACCCUAUAGAGUCAGGCGCAGAGGAAAUCAUGGAGCCUAUGAGCUUGAAGAAAUGGAUGGAACACCAAGAAAGGAUUGGAUUUCAGGAUCUACGCUAAAGAAGUUCAACAUGAGACAAAAGGCUGACAUGUGGGCAAAGUAUGGGGAUUUGACGGGAGAUGAGAUCGAAGAUGAUAUCAUCUUCGAUGGUACAAACUUGAAGGACUUCGAGGAUAGUAUCAACCUUUGCGCAGCGAAAAGGAGGUGGGGAGAGAAAAAGAAGAUGCAACAAGUAAUGAAGAGAAUAGCACCGAGGGAAUAUGAGCCAGUAAAAAAGGUCAAGGAGGAAUCAGAUAUCUGGGGAGGUUUCCUUGUCAAAAUGAGAAAGGCCUAUUCCUUGGAGAUACAGCGGCAGAACAGAAAACAACUACUUCAGGAACAGGGAUUGUGGAUUGGCAAGAGAGGAAAUAGGAUGGGGAGAAAAGCUCAGAAGGCGAAUGGGGGAAACGACACAUCUUCUCGACAGGAAGAUGACGAGGCUAGGGCUCAAGGUGGAGAUGACUCAAUGAGGGAAGGUAAAACACGAAGGGAGGAGCGCAGUGAGAAGGAAGUGGAAGGCAGUGGUGUGACUAGAAAGGUAAAGAAGGGAAGUGAGACGAUGAAGGAAGGAAAAGGAAAGGGAAAGAAUGAUGAGAAAGUUGAAGAGGCAGGACCAUCUGGAACUGUUGACGUACCUACUUCCGAUGAACCUCCAAGAGAACAUGGCUCAAGGAGAUUGAUAGAGGAAGAAAGGCAGAGGAGAGAGGAAGAUAACAAGGAAUGGAGGAAUCAAGUUGUGGCUUCGUUAAAAGAGAAGGAGUUGCCUUCAGACGCACCCUGGAGCCUGAAGCUGGAAAUGAUACUACUCUCUGAGAUUGUGGUCAGUUCCAAGCUAGCUUCUGGUGUAAACAGGUUGAUCCGGUUGCAUGAACUGCUCAAGGAAGAUUGUGAAUGGCUCCUUGAAGGGGAGACAGAAAUGACCGAUAAGUUGGGAAGAGUGGAGGAAGGAAGAAGAAUGGAAUGGGAUCCCCAUUCAGGAACUCCAGGACAGAAUAAGGGAAAAAACAGAGUUGCUCACGCUGGGGGUGGCGCGCCACGGGAGCAACGGGAGCCGUUCCGGGAGGACAUGACCUGCAGUAGGGACCGCGUCGUGUGGACUUGGGUCACUCCUGGGCAGAUGCUGCCGGGCAAUGCUCGUGGGUCGAGAAGACUGCGGUGCAAACUCUGCAACAAGGAGUACUCCGKUAAUCGGAAGYGUGCGUGGGAGCACUUCAUUUUGGCGAGGGCGUCUGCCAGGUGUCCACAUUCGAACCUGUCGAUUUGGAGGAGGCUGCAUGGCAUCGGUGUACAACUGCCACCGAACCUGCAUGAGAGGGUGCAGCGCGUGUUGGAGAUAGAGAAGAGCGACGAGGGGGACACUCUUGUUCUGGGUGGAGGAGAAGGGGGCGAAGGCGGGAUCGCCGAGGAUCCCGGGGAGGCACCGGGUGGGGACACCAUGGAGGUUGACAUCGGCGAGGAUGAGGGGACGAGGGGUGUUGUGACAGGCGGCCUUGCUACUGCAGGGAGGGCCGGUUCCUCGCAGGCUGUGGUGCAGGGGGCGCGCACACAUGGCCCGACGAGGCAGACGAGCAUCAGGAGGUUUGCGAAGAACCCGAGGCAGGAGGACAUGGAUGACUCCUGCUGCGAGUUCUUCGUGGAGAACGCCAUACCGUUCAACGUUGCCAGAAGCAGGAGCUUCAAGAAGUUAAUGCGGACGUGUAUCGGACCGCAGCCUGUUGGGAGUCAUCCACUCGUGCCUACUGGGUAUAACCCCCUCAGGUGUCGCCUGCUCGAUCGUUUGAACAAGAGGUUGGUGGAUGAGGAGCAGGCGAUCCGUGACGACUGGCAGGUGACUGGUUGUACAUUCAUAACUGAUGGCACCACAGACAUACGUGGGCGAUCACUUAUGAACUACAUCCUCGCAGGCCGAUCGAAGCCUGUUUUCGUGAAGUGCGAGGAUGUGAGCGAGGGAGACAAGGACUCUGCAGCUGUCGUUGCCGGGUGGAAGCUGUUCUUCAGAGAGUGGGGGGUGGACAAGAUCACGACGAUAUGCACUGACUCUUUCGCCGGGAACACGAGUGCUGCGAGGAUGUUGAGGGAGGACCCCGAGUUCGCGCAGAUCUAUUGGAUCCCUUGCACGACGCAUUGCAUGGACCUCCUGAUGCACGAUACAGGCAAGGAGUGGGCGGAUGAGAUCAUCACCAAGGCCAACAAAAUAGUGAACUUCUUCCGGGUUCACAGGUGGCCUCGGUCGCGGUUGAGGACGCAACUGUUGAAGUACCCUGACUUGAAAUGCACCUGCCUCCUUCGGCCUGCUCAAACAAGGUUCGGGACAAACUAUGUGAUGCUGCAGCGACUUGAGGUGUGCGAGAGGGCCAUCGUGCGUAUCGUCACCGGACACGGUUGGGAUAUUAGGGCGAAGGCCUACUUUGUGGAGGAGACAGUUCUUGACAAAGCAUUCUGGGCUGAUGUCAAGAAGCUGACUGCCGUCAUGAAGGGGCCUUAUGAUGUGUUGCGAGAGGUGGACAAAGAUGUCCACUGCUUGUCACGCAUCUAUGAUAUGGCGUGUCGGUUGCCUGGCUUCGUUCGCUCGGCCCCCCUCUCCGCGGACCAGCGAGAUGACCUUCACAGGGAUGUCGGCAAGAGGACGGACAUGCUGCUCAGCCUCAUCCACGCCGUUGCACGUCUGCUGGAUCCUAUGUUGAGGGACAUUACUGUUUUCAGUAAUGUCGACCUCAUGGCACAGUUCGAGAGCGUUGUGGAGCGGCUGAUCGGGAAGAGUGGGAGCUCGAGAUUUGACGACUGCAUGGACCAGUUGUACGAGUUCCAGUUUGGGAGAGGAGUCCUCGGCACCCCGCAGUCAAAGAAACGGGCUGAGAAGGACAAUGCGGUGCUAUGGUGGGAGGCGCAUGGUGCGGGGCAUCCAGAGAUCCGAGAGUUGGCGCUGAAGGUGCUCUCCAUCUGGACGACUUCCUCUCCUGCUGAGAGGAACUGGAGCACUUGGGCUCUCGUGCAGACGAAGUCGAGGAACAAGUUGCACCACCAGCGCACCGAGAAAUUGGUGGCCUCGCACUGGAGCUUGAGGCUCAAGAGUAGGGGGCAGGAUGGGGCCACUGUUGCAGGAGGGUGGUUGGGGCUCGCAGCCGACUGGGAGGACGAGGACUUGGAGGGUGACAUGGCAAAUGUCACAGAGGCAGUUGAUGACAUUGAGGCAGCUGGUGAGGGCACUGCUUCUGCGGUGGGCAACACAAACAUUCGCCCCGAUCCCAUAGCGUCGUCCACUUCGAGAUCGGUGCAGAGGUUAGUGCAGGUGGAGGAGGAAGAUGAGGAUGAGGCCGAUGAGGACGAUGACGACGAUGUCCCCGACGAGGAGUGGGUGGACGAGAGAUCGGACUCAGACAGAUCAUGGACGAGGAGAGAGGGCAUGGUGCCCUAUGUUGAAGGCACACGAUCUGGAUUGAGGUCCCAAACGCGGGCGCGGCCAGAGGCGCAGCAGGGGGAGCAGCAGCAGCAGCACCAGCAGCAGCAGCAGGAGCAGGUUGAGCAGCAGCAGGAGCACGUUGAGCAGCAGCAGGAGCGGGUUGAGCAGCAGCAGCAGCAGCAGCAGCAGGUUGAGCAGCAGCAGGAGUGGGUUGAGCAGCAGCAGCAGCAGGAGCAGCAACAGGAGCAGCAGCAGCAGCAGCAGCAGCAGGAGCAGCAACAGGAGCAGCAGCAGGAGCAGCAGCGUGGGCAAGGGGAUGAGGAGCAGCAGCAGCAUGAGACGGAUGAGGAGCAGCCGCAGCAGAGGGAGAAGGAGCAGCAGCAGCAGAGGGUGGAUCCCGCAAUCCAGCAGGAGACUGCAGUGCAGUCGUCCAGAGAUGUGCACGAGGAGGGUGAGGCAGAGGGCGAGCAGGGUCGCCGCGAGGUGCGAGGAUUUUACGGUUCUUCUCAACGGUGGACUCUCGUUGGGCGGCAUGGAGCACAUCCCGGUCGUGUGUGGGAUCCCCUCGCUUAUCGUGCUUCGCGAGGACGAGGGAGGGCGGCUGCUGGACGUGGGAGAGGGCGGACUCAUGUGGUUGCUCAAGGCAUCGAUGGGGUUGCACGAGGCUCAGGGCGUCCGAGAGGGCGGCCAUGAAAAGAGAAACCACUGGAAGCGGCAGCAGCACCAGCAGGAGCACCAGCAGCAGAGGAGUCAGAUGAUGAAUCCCAUGAGAGUGCACAAUUGCAAAGGAAGAAGAGGACGGAGCCUGCUGCGGAGACG